AUGUCGUAUUCGCCAUCGCUCUGGAGUCUACCCGAGGACGUGGACAACGCUCUCUUGUCCGCUCUGUCGCCGCGGGAGCUCGCCCUCGUCGAGAGGACCUCGCGUGAGGGUCGGGACCGGGUCACAAGAUAUCGCCAUCGCAGUUUCAACUUCGCGGAGGCUAUCAAGAGAUUCGUUCCCUUCGAACACCUUCUCGCUUUCCGACAAAUGUUGCGAGUCACUGGUUCUGUGAUAUCGGGUUCGUUCGCUCUCGCUUUCAUGGGUCGAUUCCCUUGGCGUCCGCACGACCUUGAUUUGUACGUCGAACUUCGUCACGUCCUCGCAGUGCACGACUUCUUGCUGGAAUGCGGCUACCAAUAUCGACCGCGGCCCACUCAACUUCGCUCUUUCCUGGAUCAGUACGCACAGGUGGCGGCGCAACCCGAGCAUCUGGACGGAUAUCCGCUCGCGUCUCUUCGCGCGGCAUUCGACUUCGUUCACAUCGGUGAUCGCUCCACAAUCGUCCAGCUCCUGGUGACGCCUGUUGCUGUCGUCGAGGUCAUCCUCGGGUUCCAUAGCACUGCUGUGAUGAACGUGAUUACUCACGAUACUGCGUAUGCGUUCUACCCAGUAGAGACGUUUGAGCGCCUGCGAUCUUUGAAGCUCAAGGCAGAAUCCGGCGACGACCGAGCAGCUGCAGCGUAUGCGAAGUACCACGUUCGUGGCUGGCGCAACCUUGGCGCCGUCGGCCGGGAUGAGGCGGGUGACUCGCAUCGCGAGUUUGGACGGCGCCACCGCUUUGUCGGGGACGACAUGACUUGGAAGAUGAAGUUGUUCGUCUAUCAGCAGGAAGUCUCAGGGUUCGACCAUGUCCUCCACAGGUCAUGGGCACUGACGUAUACCCGCAAGAACGCCGUGCUAGCGGAUCGUCCCUACAUGCGCGCCAGAGUCUUUCGAUCUCAUCCAGUCUGCGACAAUAGUCCUGACGUGACGGGUAUGACGUUUGCUUGUCGAGCCAUUCGCGACGAGUUUCGCCGUCGCGCUCGAGCGAACUGCUCAGGUCCCGUCUGGUGGGUCGAGAAGGACUGCGCGUUCAUUGCGAAGGCGGUCUGCAUAGAGUGGACCACGCAUUUUCGACAAGCGGCGGCGUGCAAGUCACUUCGCGCCUGCACCGUACGUCGCUCUGAGCGUAUACGGCGCAUGUUGGAGGCGCGCGCGCGUAACUAA
Molecule: messenger RNA, 1206 nt
Organism: Schizophyllum commune H4-8
Lineage: Eukaryota; Fungi; Basidiomycota; Agaricomycetes; Agaricales; Schizophyllaceae
Exons: 6
Coding region: 1-1206 (401 amino acids)
Source: RefSeq, a predicted model, not a curated record